AGCGCCAGUUAAAAUAUAAACUAAAUGUUCGCAGAUCUUUAUAAAUCAAAAUGAACGCGUUAAAAUUGUUUGCCGUUCUUGCUGUUAUUUGUUUGUUAGUCGACCUUGGCGAAGGUUGGUGGAUCAGCAGAAGAAGACGACGUCGCCGUAGAACUACACCUGCGCCUACACCUGCGCCUACAACAGCAACAACAACAACAACAACAACACCUGUACCGACAACCGAACCCCCACCCCCAACGACAACCACUCAAGCUCCAACUACAAGACCUCCAAGCACAACAACAACUACAACCCCGCAAACUCAAGCUUAUAGAAGGAAUAGCGCAGCAGCUGAAGUUCCAGUGAGUUACAAUCAGCAUAACGAACAGUUUAUGGAAGAUGACGUCGCAAGGUUGUUGGAUAUUUCUAAGUUGGGUUUUGACGAAGAAUGAGAAGCUGGACUAACCACACCGAUAUAUUAAAUGCAAAUAAUAAAACAAAAAUUUAUUAAGUUGGAAUAAAGGAUAAAAAACACA
This is a messenger RNA of Ciona intestinalis (vase tunicate), 518 nucleotides long. Lineage: Eukaryota; Metazoa; Chordata; Ascidiacea; Phlebobranchia; Cionidae. The record is from RefSeq and is a predicted model, not a curated record.